This is a messenger RNA of Chlamydomonas reinhardtii, 1289 nucleotides long. RefSeq lists its product as uncharacterized. Bases 119 to 505 code for a protein of 128 amino acids. NCBI's taxonomy places the organism in Eukaryota, Viridiplantae, Chlorophyta, Chlorophyceae, Chlamydomonadales, Chlamydomonadaceae. The record is from RefSeq and is a predicted model, not a curated record. The transcript is spliced from 5 exons.
GCAUAAUAGCGUGAUUUCAUAUAUUAUUUCUUGAGCCAGGAUACACCACUGAAAACACCAGCAGGUACUCGUUCGACAGUUCAAGUCAGCUCGACUUCCAGCCCCGAAGCUCGCAACCAUGGUGAACGCUUUGGCUAUCACGACCGGCGUCCUUGCUAUAGUAGGCGUCGCCCCUUGGCUGAUUUACUUGGGCGCGCUGGCCAAGAUCACAGAUGUCGUGACCAAUGGGCAGUGGAGCCAAGCCCAAGAGCAAACCGUUAUUAUGCUGGAAUGGUACACUGUCGCAGCACAGUUUGUCAACCUGGUCAUCCUGGCCGUCUGCAGCUUCGUCCCCCACGCGAUGAAGCGGACGCACAGCAUGUUCAGCAACUGGUUUGCCGUCAACACCGCCCUCAUCAUCUACCGCACGACCCUGCGCAUUGUCGACCUCAACCAAAUCCAGGACGGCGCAAACCCCGGCAACAUCAUUGACGAAGGACGAUGCCGAGAAGUAUGUGACGGCUGAAAUUGUCGGCAUGAUUGUGACCAGCUUCUGGAACUUCCUCCUCUCCAUCUUCUUCAGCAUUGCCGGCACUGGCCACGUCCAACCCCAGGCCAAGAAGGAGGAGGACAAGCCGGCUCAGCCUGUGGCUGCCUAAGUCCAUAACACGGGACAAACGCAGUGACUUUUAAACGCCGUGACUUCUGCUAGAUAGGGACAGUCCAUGCUGGUUCUCUAGUGGACAAUACGUUUGCGCGGUGUCGUCACGUGAGCGCUGCGGGCAUAGGCGAACCAUGCUCUAUUUCCCGUUUGUGUAAGGCCUAGCGGAGGUUAGGUGUGUUUGCGGACAUGGAUUGUUCGGUUUCAGCGACUACAACAAGCAUCUUCGAUAACAAUGCAAAGUGUGCACAGUCCACGUGAGAGUAUCGGCGAUGUACUGUAAUCGUGCUACUCGUACUACCGUAUCAGGUGGUGCCACAACUGCGUUGAGAAGCUUGGCACGUGUGCCGGUUUGGGAACUAGCACUUCGCGCCCACUUUGCCGACUUGAUAUCCCCUAGUUCCUCGAUUUCCUGUAGCAGGAACGCCGAAUCCCGGUAAACGCACUUCCAUGACUAGCCAGAGACUGCUUAAAGCCUUCCGUAGGGUUUGUGAGGGUUUACCCGUCACAUCUCACGAGCCAGGGCUGCCUUGCUUAUCUCAAGCUCGCAGCAUGUAAGGUGCAUGCGCAGCUGUGUGGAGCCGGCCAGCACGCAUGUCAAGAGCAGCGCCAACCGUCGAGGCACGGAGCACUGUAAUGCGCUCCGCCG